Molecule: messenger RNA, 2675 nt
Organism: Chaetomium strumarium
Lineage: Eukaryota; Fungi; Ascomycota; Sordariomycetes; Sordariales; Chaetomiaceae
Product: Endonuclease/exonuclease/phosphatase
Exons: 2
Coding region: 234-2525 (763 amino acids)
Biological process (GO): nuclear-transcribed mRNA poly(A) tail shortening
Cellular component (GO): nucleus; cytoplasm; CCR4-NOT complex
Molecular function (GO): protein binding; poly(A)-specific ribonuclease activity
Source: RefSeq, a predicted model, not a curated record
CUCUCCACGUGCUGGUGGAUGGCCCUCUGAGCAAGCGGCCUUCACCUCCCCAUCGACCGCCGCGGCACGAGCAACGCAUACUGCAUCCAUGCCCGACGAACAACUUGCUGUGCCUCAUGCGGACGUUGCUGUUCAGAGCUUCAUCUCCUCUGCCUCCCCCUACCUUGGACGAAGCUGUUCGACCCCUUCUUCUUCUUCCACCUCCGUCCGACCCGGCGCAGGAUUACUCGUAGAUGGCGGAUGGUCACCGCCAUCUUUCGCAUCUCUUUCCGAAUCCCCUCAGCGGUAUUGCUAACGACCAACUCACUAACGGGCUCUUUUUGAACUCGGUCCUUACCAACCUCGUUGCUGCCCAGCCAUCGUUGCUUAACAAGACCGCUGCUCACGGCUCCGCGAGCCAAAACCCGCGCGGCAUGUACGGCCAGAACCACCAGCAGGGCCACAACUCCCGCAUCAAUGGUGCGCCGGGCCGGCAGCAGGCAAUGCCCAUACUGUACAACUACCCGCAGCAGUCGGCCCACCCACACCAACCCCACACGCAGCACCACCAGGGCAUCCAGCCCGACCAUGGCGGCCAUGGCGCCGGUGCGGCUCUCAUGGGCCAUUCGGCCUUCUCGAGCGGUGUCUUGCCGAAUGCUAGUCCCUAUUCGAGCAAUCUACCAAACGGUCACGCAUCCACACCCAGGGGAGGUCAAGGGCAGCAAAUCUCGGAACACUGGGCAGAACAACUGCGGCUGCAUAAGGAGGCCGAACGGGCACAUGCCGCGAUGACAGAGCAGCACCAGCCCCAUUACUAUGCAAGACUCAAGGCAGCUGAGAAUCGAGGCAUUGGCGGCGGUGCUCUCACCGGAGGGGAUGCAGGUCCGUCAGUCGACGGUGAAGACGACAGGAGACGGCCGUGGAGUCUGGAAAAGGUCAACAAACGACAGGAUUGGUACAAUCUGGACAUGAGUGGCCAAGGACUGCGGGUCUUGACACCCCCGCUAUUCGCAUAUGAGUUCCUACAGGAGCUCUUCAUCGCGUCUAAUCGUCUGAUGUCUUUGCCCCAAGAUAUUGGGAGGCUGCGGCAUCUACGUCAUCUCGACGCGUCUUACAACCUUAUAUCUGAGCUCCCCCCGGAGAUUGGCAUGUGCACCAACCUCCGUUCUCUUCAUCUUUUCAACAACCAAAUCCGCGAUUUGCCCACGGAGCUCGGAUCGUUGUACCUUCUGGAAACGCUUGGCAUUGAGGGCAACCCCAUUGACCCGUCCCUUAAGCAAGAAAUCAUGACCGGUGAUACAAAGAGUCUGGUGAAUCUUCUUCUCCAGAAAGCCCCAGUGCCUAUGCCGCCCGCCGACAGGAAGCAGGUCGUGGUCCAAGAGGACGUGUCGCCAAUCCUGGAACGGCUCUCCAUCCUGACUUGGAACAUUCUCUGCGACAAGUUUGCCACCCCGACGCUGUACGGCUAUACACCGCCUACCGCGCUCUCAUGGGAUUACAGGAAACAGAGAAUCAUUCAGGAGCUACGGGAGAGAGAUGCGGAUAUCUUGUGUCUGCAAGAAAUCGCGACAGACGUCUUUCGCGACUUCUUCAGCCCUGAACUAGCCCAGGACGGCUACAAAGGGGUGCAUUGGCCGAGACCUAAGGCCAAGACGAUGUCGGAGAAAGAUGCCCAGGCCGUCGACGGAUGCGCCGUGUUCUACAAAGCUAACAAGUGGAUUUUACUGGACAAGCAACUCCUUGACUACGCAAACAUCGCUAUUAACCGGCCCGACAUGAAGAACCAGCACGACAUCUUCAACCGGGUCAUGCCGAAGGACAAUAUUGCGCUCAUUUGCUUUUUUGAGAGCCGGCAGACGGGUGCGCGGGUCAUCGUGGCUAACACCCACCUGGCCUGGGAGCCCACACUCGCUGACGUCAAGCUCGUGCAAACGGCAAUUCUGAUGGAGAAUCUCACGAGGCUUGCCGAGAAGUACGCCAGGUGGCCCCCGCUGAAGGAUAAGAAGAUGAUCCAGCUGCCGGUGGAAGAGGGAGAAGAGCGCGCCGACGUGCCCGAACCUGGCCCGUCGCAGGAAUACAGGAACAACACGGACAUCCCGUUGCUCAUAUGCGGUGACUACAACUCAACCUACGACAGCAGCGUGUACGAGCUCCUGUCAAUGGGACGUGUCGCGCCCAAUCACAACGAUUUUGGCGACCACCAGUACGGUAGCUUCACCCGGGACGGUGUCGAGCACCCCUUCAGCAUGCGCUCGGCCUACGUCCAUCUCAAUGGCACGCCUGACGAGCUUACGUUCACCAACUACGUGCCCGGCUUUGCCGAGGUGAUCGAUUACAUUUGGUAUUCGACCAACACGCUCGAGGUGGUGAGCCUGCUUGGCCCGCCUGACCGCGAGCACCUCAAGCGUGUGCCGGGGUUUCCGAAUUACCAUUUUCCCGCGGACCAUAUCCAGAUCAUGGCCGAGCUGGUGAUCAAAGCAAAGAAAGACAAAAAGGCGGUGCCGGAACCGGAUUUUGGGUCGGGGAGCGGUGACCGAAGGGGUUGAGGAACGGCAGCUCCCGCCACCCGUUCUCUCCUUGGAAGGCAGUCAUCGUUAGGGGUCUUGUCUCUUCAUCCUUGGUCGGUUUCGUUCGAGCAGGGGUUUGGUUGGUUGGCACGAUUGGGCAGGCACGGGAGUCUUCUUACAUAGAACACG